Molecule: messenger RNA, 1062 nt
Organism: Erigeron canadensis
Lineage: Eukaryota; Viridiplantae; Streptophyta; Magnoliopsida; Asterales; Asteraceae
Product: F-box/LRR-repeat protein 2-like
Exons: 1
Coding region: 1-1062 (353 amino acids)
Biological process (GO): SCF-dependent proteasomal ubiquitin-dependent protein catabolic process
Cellular component (GO): SCF ubiquitin ligase complex
Molecular function (GO): protein binding
Source: RefSeq, a predicted model, not a curated record
AUGGAUGGGUUUGGAGACGACUUGCUACUCUCGAUUUUCAACAGAAUUCACAACCAAGGUGAUCGAAAUUCUUUCUCUCGAGUAUGUAAGAAAUUCUGGAAAACAUCAUCAUGCGUUCGUUACCAGCGUAGGUUACACAUAACGUUUCCUGAAUUCUUGGACUAUAUUCUAACGGUCGCUGCAUCCCCAAAUCUGAAAACCUUUGAAUGUCAUAAACCACUCUCAAACCAACACAUGAGUCUCCUAGCUCAGUGGUGCCCUAACCUCUCCUACCUCAGUAUCAGUUUAAAUAAAUGUUUUGAUCCUCAUGACCAGGCUGCUAACUUUGAUGAUGACGGUCUGUGUGCAGUUACAAAUGCUUGUAUGCAUUUGUCUAGUGUGCUUCUGAACAGGAGGUUACAUGUUAGUGAUGUUGGAGUUGCUUCUCUAUUUGUACGAUCGAAUUCUUUAACACGUUUAGAUUUGAGUGAAUGUGUUAAUGUUACAGACGAGUCACUCAAAGCUAUCGGAGAAUCUAGUCAUUUACAAAGUUUGAGUUUGGCAGGCUGUCGUUGGAUUACUGACUUGGGUUUGGAGUAUUUGGCAAAAGGGAAAGUGCGUAGUUGCUUGUGGAAACUUAAUCUGGCCGAAUGUGAUAGGAUUAGUGAUGAUGGUAUCGUCUUGUUAAAAGAAAUGUGUAGCUUGCAGGACCUGAAUCUGUCAAAGUGUGGGAUUAAUGUGACAGACCGGGGGGUUCAAACUGCAAUGUCCCAAAUCCCGGGCAUGUUUUUGAAUCUGUCUUGGUUGAAAAAAGUGAUGGAUGUUUCAAUAUUUGCUAUUGGUGCGAAUUGCAGGAAUCUGGUUGAUAUCAGUUUAGUGGGUUGUGAAGGUGUAACGGGUAAAGGUUUACUUGCUUUCGUAAACCAUACUUCACUACAAACUAUUGAUCUGUUUUCGUGUCACCAUAUUUCUACGAAAGAUGUGGAGUCAUUUAUCGCCGCCAGGAGAAGGUAUAUCAAAACUAUAAUAUAUAUUCGCAUGCCAGAAUCAAUGACCAGAAAGUACUUUACGGGGUGGGACUGA